This is a messenger RNA of Labrus bergylta (ballan wrasse), 3121 nucleotides long. Lineage: Eukaryota; Metazoa; Chordata; Actinopteri; Labriformes; Labridae. The record is from RefSeq and is a predicted model, not a curated record.
CUCGUGAAAGCCGAACAGGCUGCGUUAGCGUCGCUUGUAAUGACGUUAGCCUCCUGGAUGUGUUUUUUUUUUCCGCCGUUAACGAGUUUGAAUAGCAGGGACCGACAUCCACGGAAACCUCCCCGGUCUGUUGAAGCACAAACCACCGUGACCUUCCCGCACAUCCCAGCUCGGCGUCCUCCCUUGCAAGCCCUGACGGGACGUGGUGACCUGUUGACUCUGGUGAACUGACACCCUGCGUCUCGUUCCGUCCACCUCCAUACCCCACCCCCUCUUUCCCUCAUCCCCUCAUCCCCUGUCCUGACCAGUCUCCGUGCUGCCGGCGGUGGAUUGGAGCACUCUGAUUGGAGGAUUUGCGAGGUGGUUUUUCGGUCUGGCGCCGCCUCCCCCCGGGGCCGGCGUGCGCUCCCAGCAGCCCGUGGUGCCCUGUGCCCCCCCCUCCCCGUCACUGCAUAACAGAGCCCAUGCCCAAGGAGGAGUCGCGGUGCGUCCGCCAGGAGCCAUGUGCCUCCCUCACAGUAACAACAUGGACAGCAAGCUACAGGGGGCGGGGCCGGGGGGAGGGGCUAUACUUCGAUCACAAGCAGGAGGCGUUCCACUAGAGCCCUUCAUCCACCAGGUGGGGGGUCACACCAGUAUGAUGCGUUAUGAUGACCACACGGUGUGUAAGCCUCUGAUCAGCAGAGAGCAGCGCUUCUACGAAUCUCUGCCUCCAGAAAUGAAGGAGUUCACUCCAGAGUAUAAAGGUGUGGUGCUGGUGUGUUUUGAGGGCGACUUGGACGGCUACAUCAACCUGGUGGCGUACCCUUACGUGGAGAGCAACAUGGAGGGGGGGCCUCCGGAGCACGAGGAGCGGGACCCCCCAGAGAGGGAGCAGCCGAGGAGGAAACACUCCAGAAGAAGCCUCCAUCGCUCCUCCUCCUCCUCUGAACACAAAGACGAGCGGAGCGACAGGAGGGAGGCGCACGACAACGACGCGUCUGAUAACCUGGCAGAGCUGAAGAGUCCGCGGCUCGACCCAAAGAUCCACUCGGACGUUCCCUUCCAGAUGUUGGACUGGAACAGCGGUUUGAGUUCAGAGAAGAUCAGCUACAACCCCUGGAGCCUGCGCUGCCACAAACAGCAGCUGAGCCGCAUGAGGUCUGAAUCCAAGGACCGAAAACUCUUCAAGUUCCUGUUGUUGGAGAACGUGGUCCACCACUUCUCUUACCCCUGCAUCCUGGACCUGAAGAUGGGCACCAGGCAGCACGGAGACGACGCCUCCGAGGAGAAAGCGGCGAGGCAGAUGAAGAAAUGUGAACAGAGCACUUCAGCGACCCUGGGAGUCAGAGUGUGUGGCAUGCAGGUGUACCAGCUGAACACGGGUCACUACCUCUGCAGGAACAAGUACUACGGCCGCGGCCUGUCGAUCGAGGGUUUCCGUCAGGCGCUCUACCAGUACAUGCACAACGGGAAGGUUCUGAGGCAGGACCUCUUUGAGCCGAUCCUGAAUAAGCUACGCAGCCUGAAGGCCGUGCUGGAGAGGCAAGCGUCCUAUCGCUUCUACUCGUCUUCACUGCUCAUCAUCUAUGAGGGACAGGAACCUGAGGCCCCUUCAGUCCUCAGCUCGGGUCAGCAUGCGGCCCUCACACAGAAGACCCCUGCGGUCCCUACAGAGCCUCACCGUGGCCCCGGGCCCCAACCACCCCCAUCCACAGGAGCCUCCUGUGAAACGGACAUGAGCCAGAACCCAGCCUCUGGGUCUCUGCCCUCUCAGGGACCUGGACGUAUGGCUCCUCCCUCUCCCUCCCCUCAUCCUCCCCCACAGACCCCGUCCACCAAGUCAGACUGCCACUCCUUCCUCCCCCCUCUCUCCUCCACACACCAUUCAGACUCCUUCUCCCCUGCUCCCAGCUUAAUGUCCUUCCCCCCUGCCCCUCCCCACCAGCCUCAGCAGCCCCCCCUGGUGGACGUUCGUAUGAUCGACUUCGCCCACUCCACCUUCAAAGGCUUCCGCGGCGACACAGCGGUGCACGAUGGUCCGGACCGGGGCUACGUGUUUGGACUGGAGAGCUUGGUCCAGAUCCUGGAGAGUCUGCGGGACGACAACCUGCAGUAGCUCCAAACUCACACACACACACACACACACACACACACACACACACACACACACAGCUUGUUGUGAGUUUGUCCAGGUUGUGCUGCAGAGUCCUCAAGAAUCGGGACAGUUUGGCUGUGAGUAUGGAACAUGGGUCUGCAGGACGUCACCAUGGAAACAUGGGCAUUCUACAGUCAAAUAGUUACCAUAGCAACAACCAAGCGAUGGGACAGAGCAGCUAGAAAGUGAGUUCCAGAGGCCUGCUGUGAAGCAGCGCCGCCCCCUGCUGGACAGCAACAGAAACUCACCCCCAGAGGCUGGAAUAAAAGAGAGCAAAUAUGAAUAUUUUAUUUUUGGUUUAUUGAGGUGAUAAUUUAUUUUUUUAUUGUACCCUUCACCGAUGUGUGUGGGUGGAUGUUUUGUCUUUUACAUGUCCGCCCCAAAAUGUAUAAAAUGUAAAGAAGUUAAGACACAGUGUGCAAGAAACGCAGUAUUAUUGGAGCUCACUCAAGUCUGUUUGAUCUGCUGCUGAAUGAAGACUCUUUGGGUAUCAAACAAAAUCACAUUUAUGUUUAAUGAAGAAAAAUUCUCACAGAAAAUUCAGACUUCAGUCGCUCACUGAGCCCGACACUUGUGCCUGCUGAGGAGAUGUUGCUCAGGUGGGAAGCUCUUCUGAACGUGUGUGCGUGCGUGCGUGCGUGCGUGCGUGCGUGCGUGCGUGUGCCUGUGUGUGUGUGUGUGUUAGACACCAUCAUUAGUCUUUGGUUUGUUUCACUUCACAUUUAAGGAGUCGGUAAAGAAGUGCAUGCACAUUAACGCCCUCCUGUUCGGGUCAGUUUCCUUCACAGCGUCAAACCUUCCUGUUACAGACGUCACUGAGUCGAAGCGGUGACGUCCAUGUGUCCUCUCUCAGAUCAUGAUUCUUCAUAAGUGUUAGCCUCCAUGAUCGAUCAGUUAUUUAGCAGCGUUUUCUGCAUCUGACAUCAUCCUGACUGUUUGUUAGAACAGUGAAAGUACGUGAGAUUAAAUCUUUCCAGAAGCUUU